This is a messenger RNA of Salpingoeca rosetta, 1602 nucleotides long. RefSeq lists its product as uncharacterized. NCBI's taxonomy places the organism in Eukaryota, Choanoflagellata, Craspedida, Salpingoecidae. The transcript has 11 exons. The coding region runs from base 1 to 1602 and encodes 533 amino acids. The record is from RefSeq and is a predicted model, not a curated record. Gene Ontology annotation, molecular function: ubiquitin-like modifier activating enzyme activity.
AUGGGCACGGGCACCAACGUCGACGUCAUUGUGCCGCACACUGAAAUUCAGCCCGACAGCGGCGACGCAGAAGCAGGUGGCGGCAUUCCCAUGUGCACGCUGCGCAACUUCCCGCACCUCAUUGACCACUGUAUCGAGUGGGCGCGGGCCAAGGUCACGGACCUGUUUGUGAGCCCUGCGUCGCAGCUGCAGCAGUUCUUGGAGGAUCCUGAGGGAUUCACCUCGGGGCUGGAGACGAAGUUUGAGCAGCACGAGCGGAUUGGCGCCCUCGAACGCGGCGUGGACACGCUCAAGGCCAUCAAGGACCUCGCCGCACAGCUGCAAGAGAAGCCGACGAUGGAGACGUGUGUGUCGCUGGCGUGGCGCGACUUCCACGCGUUUUCCCGCGACGUCAUUCUGGACCUCAUCGCCACUUUCCCCGCAGGCGCAAAGACCAAGAGUGGAGAGCCCUUCUGGUCAGGCGCGCGCGCGCGCGCGUGCCACAAGAUCUUCCCCGAGGUGCUCGAGUUUGAUCCGCAGAAUCCGUUGCACAAGGAGUUUCUGAUUGCCGCCGCCAACCUCUACGCAUGCGUCUUCAAGGUACACCCGACCAAGUACCCGAGCGAGGAGAACAAGCUCCACAUGAAGCGGCCUCCUGGCAGCUGUCCUUCUGCUUCUUCUGAGCAGGGCGGCUACUCCUACGUCAACGCCAGUCCCGAUGGCCGCCUGCUGGUAGCUGAGUUGUUUGUGUGGGACAUGCACAGGCUGACAUGCAAGCAGCGCGUGCCCGUCACAGCAACCGACAUGGUGUGGACCAAGGACGGCAAGCACCUCAUCGGCCCCUCUUAUUCCCGCGUGUACAUCUGUGGCCUCGGUGUCCGGGAGGCUGAACGCACAGUCAUCUACGAGAAGCCUUUCCCUGGCGCUGAGCUUGCAUGCGCCGCCGCGUCCGAUGGCGUCAUCGAGAGGUGGCAGAAGCUUGGUCAGCCAUCGACCCUACUUGCAGAGUGGAGGGCCGAUGCUGUCGAUAAUGGCGAGGAGACGAUACAAGACGUGGGCGGAGAAGAAGCGAGAGGGGAAGUAGAGUCGGAACCGGCGAUGCUUGCAGACAGCAGCAACAAGCUUGCUAGCGCGUGCGGAAACACAGUGCACGUCUGUGCCAUUGACCACCACCAGCAUGACCAGCAGGAUCACCAGCAACAGCAACAGCAGCAGGAGCGGCAGCACAAGCUCAAAGUGAGCAGAAACGCUCCGGUCAAGUUCGGCAUCUUUGCCCGUCACAGCAGCGUCUUGUUGGUCAACUCUGUUGAGAGCUUGAUCAAGUGCGACUACAGCACACCACCAUACUGCAUCGCAAUGACAGAGCAGAUGACAUGGUCACAGCAGUUUGACCUGUGCCAUCUCCGCCCAACGACAGACCCCAGAUGCCGCUCCUACGCCAUUGUGCCCGUUGUUGUUCCACCAGCAACACCUCCCGCAGAUGCGCACAAGCUUGACGACUACGAUGUCACUGCAUUGCCGUACCUGACAUCAUCUGCCAAGCAUCUUGACAUGGCAAAGAAGAUGAUGGAGGCUGCAGUGUUGUCUUCUUUUGUCCUGGACUGCCCAAUCCAUCUGGCAUAA